Lasiosphaeria miniovina is the source of this 3094-nucleotide messenger RNA. RefSeq names its product Vps53-like protein. The record is from RefSeq and is a predicted model, not a curated record. The transcript has 3 exons. Gene Ontology annotation, cellular component: GARP complex. NCBI's taxonomy places the organism in Eukaryota, Fungi, Ascomycota, Sordariomycetes, Sordariales, Lasiosphaeriaceae. Bases 250 to 2841 code for a protein of 863 amino acids. Gene Ontology annotation, biological process: retrograde transport, endosome to Golgi.
GCUCUUCACCUGGCGGGCUUGGCGGGGGGUUUCGAAGCUGUCUGGCUGAGGCGGUCCACUUUCUCCCACACUCGGUAGCUGUGGCAUCCACACCUGUAUUGAUCUACACACCUUACCUUGGAUCCCACCGCCGCCAGGUGCGGUGCACGCAAUGCUUACAACGACGUACAUACCUGAAGUGACAGCCUGCUAGCAGCCUCUUGAGAGAUUCCCGACUGCGAACUCGCACUACUUACCAUCCUUUAUACAAUGAACGGCAUGCUGGCAGGGCCUCUGUCGCUUGAUUCAGUGGACUACAACCCCAUCGCGCAUCUCAAUCUCCUCUUCUCGCACCCGUCGACCGUGUCGUCAGUUGGGCGUGUCUCGUCGACUUUGCAGCGCCACAAACAUGAGCUCACACAAUCCAUUGCGUCCCUCGAGACGGCGCAGGCCUACGGGCCCGACUCGUCGCUCGAGCGCAUGCAGUCGGCCCAGGCCGAGCUGGCCACGCUGUUCCAGCGCAUCGAGAGCGUCCGCCACCGCGCCCUGCAGACGGAGCGAGACAUUACAACCAUGACGGCGGACAUCAAGCGCCUCGACGGCACCAAGCGCAACCUGACCCACAGCAUGACGGCCCUCAAGCGCCUGCAGAUGCUGACGACGGCCUACGAGCAGCUCCGCGGCCUGGCCCGCACUAGGCAGUACCGCGAGUGCGCCGGCCUGCUGCAGGCCGUCAUACAGCUCAUGCGCCACUUCAACAGCUACCGCAGCAUCGAGCAGAUCGCCGUGCUUAGCCGCAACGUCAGCGACCUGCAGCGCGAGCUCCUCGAGCAGGUCUGCGAGGACUUUGAGCUGGCCUUUGCCCGCGGCGACGUCGCUGCCCGCCGCGGCGUCCUCGUCGAGGCCUGCCUCGUCAUGGAUGCCCUGGGCGACCACGCCAAGACGCGCCUCGUGACGUGGUACGUCAACACGGAGCUGCGCGAGUACCGCCAGGUCUUCCGGGGCAACGACGAGGCCGGCAGCCUCGACAACAUCGGCCGCCGCUACGCCUGGUUCAAGCGCACGCUCAAGACGCACGAGGAGGAGCACGCCGCCAUAUUCCCGCCCCACUGGCGUGUCAACGAGAUGCUCGCCGUCGCCUUUUGCGACGGCACCCGUGACGACUUCAAAACCAUACUAGAAAAGAGCAUGCGCAGGGCCGAUGGGCACAAGAUGGACGUCAACCUGCUGCUGAGCUGCCUGCAGGAGACGAUGGACUUUGAGCAGAGCCUCGAGAGGCGCUUUGCGAGCGAGCCCCGAGCCAGCAUUGACACGCUCAGCUCCGCUGACGACCGGACCCAGAGCUUCAACGGGUCCAUAUCUGUAGCAUUUGAGCCGUAUCUGAGCCUAUGGGUCGACUCGCAGGACAAAGCACUGGCAUCCAUGAUCCCGCGGUACAAGUCGCAGCCGCUCUUGCCGGCCGACGAGGAGUUCUCCCCGCAGUCGGUCAUCCCGUCGGCCAUCGAGCUCUUCCACUUCUACAAGCUUACACUCUCGCAAUGCGCCAAGCUGUCCACGGGCGAGCGGCUUCUCGACUUGGCCAAGAUCCUGGCCAAGUACCUCGACGAAUACGCCCAGCAAGUCCUCCUGACCUUUCUACAGCGUGGUGGCCAGCAAGGCCGGCCGCUCCAGGACAUCGUUCUUGUUCUCAGCACGGCCGACUUUUGGCAUACCAACACAAACCAGCUCGAAGAAAACAUCAAGAAGCGGAUCGACGCCGACAUGGCGUCGCGAGUGGACCUUUCGUCACAGUCUGACACGUUCAUGGGCGUGGCCAGUGCCGCCGUGCUGGCCAUGGUCCACAAGGUCGACUUGGAAUGUGACGGGGCGUGGCGCGAGAUGAAGAACACUAACUGGAGCCGCAUGGAGAGCGUGAGCGACCACAGCUCGUACGUGACGGAGCUCCUCAAGCACGUCAAUGGCAAGGCCCAGGAGAUCCUGCCGCUCGUCGUCAAGCAGCAAUACGCCCGGGCCUUUUGCGACAACCUCGUCGAGCACAUGGCGACAGCGUACAUUGGCAACAUUGUGCAGUGCCGGCCUGUUUGCGAGGUUGGUGCGGAGCAGAUGCUUUUAGACAAGUACGUCCUCACAAAGGCAUUUGAAAACCUCUUGUCGUUCCACCACUUGCCGGGCGCGACUCCGCAGCCCAACGCAGCGCCAUCAGCAAACUUUGUCAAGCGCGUCAACCAGAGCAUGACACGCAUUGACCCACUGCUCAAGACGCUGCAGGUGCGGCCAUCGCCACCCGAAGGGCUGGUGCAGGCGUACCUAAUCCACAUUGGUGACCGGUCCGACACAAACUUCCGCAAGAUCCUCGAGCUCAAGGGCGUGCGCAAGCAGGACCACGCCCACCUCAUCGAGCUGUUUGCCAUCCACCGCGACGGCGCGGGCCCCGGCAAGCAGCUGGUCCAGAACUCGCCGCUCCUGACGCCGCUCAUGGCCUCGAGCGGCCUCGGCAGUUCGGGCCUCGGCGGCGCCAUAGGCUCCAUGGCCGCCAACCCCGCCGCCGCCCUGACUGCCGCUGCUACUGGGGCUGGCGGCCUGCAGACGCGCUUCGACGCGGCCUCGCUCGGCGAGAAGCUGUUCAACGCCGCGCGCGACGGCGUCGAGCGCAUGGGCACGGCGCCAACCGGCGCAAGCGGCGGAACUGGCGUCGGUGGGCUAGGCGGUGUCCUCGGUGCGCCGGGCGAAAAGGCUACUAUCAAUGAGAACUUGAAAAACAUUGGCAAGUUCUUCCGCAGAGACAUUGGAGGGCUGGGCGCCCGGUUCGGGAAACGCGAUGUCACGCCCACUGGCGGUGGCGGGAGCGUGGAUGGGUUAUGAUACAUAACGAUUGGGGUUGCUUUGUUUACUUGUACAUACAUACAUUGAUAAGGGGGCGUGUUUCUCAACCCAUAUCCAUAGCAUGGGAGUUUCUUGGAUUCUGUCUUGUUGGAGGGGUGUUCUCCUGGAAGAUUACGGUACAACGGUGGUCCAUUAGAAUAUGUGCGUUAAGCUGCUAGCGAGCUAGAACUGAGAUGGGAAUUGCUAUAACAUCCAAAGCAUUUACGAGGUACCUAAGCGAUCAAGUGCGUGU